GCGCUUUGCUGUUCCCGUUCGAAAGGGCUUGACGAAGGCUGGCAGUGUCUGUGAGAGCUCACGGUCCAGGAAUGGGUAGGGAGGGCCUCCUCAAAAGGCACCUGGAAUGCUUUUCGUGGGAAGCUGGGGCACUGACCCUUAGCCCCUGUGGUAGGGUCAGCCCUUGUUACAUGGACCUCUUUAGCUCAGCUGUCAACUGAACUCUCCUCUCAGCGCUCAUCUGAGUCUGGAAGUUCUGAUGUCUUUAGAUGAAAAGAAGAUUUUUUGUUUAGUUGUAUAGUCAGUCAUUUGCUAGGAAAAAGAGCCUGUUUUAUAUUAAAUAUAUAUAUAAGCCAGUUGUUUAGAAGGAGAUAAAACAAGCAUGCAUCUUCUGUGCGAGUAAGUGUCUGGGAGUGUGUGUGUGUGAGAUUCUGGGUGUGCGUUAGCAAGCGCAACUGAGAGAGAGAGGAAGGCAGCGACAGAGAGAGAGUGCUCACUCGGACAACAGAAAGGAGCCUCUCACAGUGCUGUUUGUGCCGUUGCCUAGACGAUCGCUGGCUCCCGGUAGAGGGAAUGUCUGGCUCCAGGAAGGAGUUUGACGUGAAGCAGAUCUUGCGAAUCAGAUGGCGGUGGUUCGGCCAUCCCACGUCCCCGCCACCAACCGGCCUGGCCGAGGAAGAGCAGCCAGGGGAAUUCUGGUUCAGGGGAGCUGGGGGUCACCCCUCUAACGGUGGGGCCCCCGCCGGCGGCAGCAGUGGUAGAAAGUUUUUGGAGCCCGGGAACGUACCGCUGCCCUUGGCCGCGAUGGGCUGCCCUCACCCCACCAGCCAGCGGGACUGUGCCAGCCCUUCACUCCAUCCCGGGGCUGCUCCUUUGGAGGUGCCCUGCCUGGAGUUCACAGCGGAGGGUUGCCAGGGGGCACAGGCCCCUGACGGUCCCGAGACAGAGGACGUCGGAGGGAGCGAGGAGGAGGAGAACGACUCCGACAGCAGCUCCUGCAGGACCUCCAAUAGCUGCCACACGGUGUCUUCAUGCCACACUAUGGAGACCUGUGCUUCUGAGGAAUUCUUCCAGGCCUUGAACCACGCUGAGCUCACCUUCAGGAAGAUGGAGAGCUACCUGAGACACAAGCAGCUGUGCGACGUGGUGCUGGUGGCGGGCGAGCGCAGGAUCCCCGCUCACAGGCUGGUCCUGUCCUCGGUCUCGGACUACUUUGCGGCCAUGUUCACCAGUGACGUCCGGGAGGCGAAACAAGAGGAAGUCAAGAUGGAGGGUGUGGAACCCAGUGCGCUGUGGGCUCUGGUACAGUAUGCCUACACAGGUCGUCUGGAGCUGCGAGAGGAGACCAUCGAGAGCCUGCUGUCCACAGCCUGCCUGCUGCAGCUGUCCCCCGUGGUGGAGGCCUGCUGUCGCUUCCUCAUGAAGCAGCUCCACCCCUCCAACUGCCUGGGAAUCCGCUCCUUCGCCGAUGCCCAGGGCUGCACCGACCUGCACCGGGUGGCGCACAACUACACCAUGGAGCACUUCCUGGAGGUGAUCAGGAACCAGGAGUUCCUGCUGCUGCCAGCCGGCGAGGUACUGAAGCUCAUGGCCUCUGAUGACAUGAACGUCCCCGACGAGGAGACGGUCCUGAACGCCUUGCUGAGCUGGGUGCACCACGACGUCGGGCGCAGGCAGGGCGAGCUCAGCAAGCUGCUGGCCUUCAUCAGACUGCCUCUGCUGGCCCCACAGUUCCUGGCCGACAUGGAGAACAAUCCCCUUUUCCGGGACAACAUCGAAUGUCACCGACUGAUCAUGGAGGCCAUGAAGUACCACCUGCUGCCUGAGCGCAGGCCCUUGCUGCAGAGCCCGCGGACCAGGCCCAGGAAGUCCACUGUGGGGGUGCUGUUUGCAGUAGGGGGCAUGGACGCCACCAAAGGUGCCACUAGUAUCGAGAGGUACGAGCUGCGCACCAACACGUGGACGCACGUGGCCAACAUGAACGGCAGACGGCUGCAGUUCGGCGUGGCCGUGCUGGACGACAAGCUGUACGUGGUCGGGGGGAGGGACGGCCUGAAGACCCUCAACACCGUCGAGUGCUACAACCCAAAGAACAAGACCUGGAGCGUGAUGCCACCCAUGUCCACUCACAGACACGGCCUGGGUGUGGCGGUGCUGGAGGGCCCCAUGUAUGCUGUGGGGGGCCACGAUGGCUGGAGUUAUCUGAACACGGUGGAACGGUGGGACCCCCAGGCGCGGCAGUGGAGCUUUGUGGCCAGCAUGUCCACCCCCAGGAGCACAGUGGGGGUCGCCGUGCUCAGUGGAAAGCUUUAUGCAGUCGGGGGUCGGGAUGGCAGCUCCUGCCUGAAGUCGGUGGAGUGUUUUGACCCCCACACCAACAAAUGGGUCCACUGCGCGCAGAUGGCCAAGAGGAGAGGAGGGGUAGGCGUUGCCACCUGGAAUGGAUUCCUCUACGCCAUCGGGGGCCACGAUGCCCCAGCCUCCAGCCUGACGUCGCGGCUGUCAGACUGUGUGGAGAGGUAUGACCCUAAGACAGACACGUGGACAGCGGUGGCCCCGAUGAGCAUCAGCAGAGACGCUGUAGGGGUGUGCCUGAUGGGGGAUCGCCUGUACGCCGUUGGGGGGUACGAUGGACAGGUCUAUUUGAAUGCCGUUGAAGCCUACGACCCCCAGACCAAUGAGUGGACACAGGUUGCACCGUUGUGCCUUGGGAGGGCAGGAGCCUGUGUUGUGGCAGUGAAGUUAUAACCCAGCGUCUCCUUCUCCCCAGACAUCAUUACAGUUCUUAUUCUCUUUGUCAAAAUCCGCGGCAUUUUUUUUUUCUUCUGUCCCAAAGAACUACUUAAAAGGGAUUCUACCAAGGAAGAAUUUAAUAUCUAUUUCCAUUCUGCUGUGUAUUGGAAACUUUGCUCAUUUAACUGCGCUGUGUCAAUCAUUAGAUAACAGCCCAGCAUGAUGUACAGCAUGUAGCCUCUGUGGAGUUUUUUAAUCAGCUGGGCUGAAACUCACAGUCUUUCUAAAUUACAGUUUGGCCCUUGUCCAGUUUAAUGUGCUGAUUCCCAGUUUGAUUUUGGAUAGGGUUGAUUGUACCACAGGGAACAGUAUAUGGAGAAAGGUUGGAGUCUGAGGCGUGUUAUGCCAUUGUCACAGACCUCACUGUGCUAGAAGAUACUUCUGCUCCUGAAACGCAUCGGAGGCUGGUGGGGGGAGGGGAUGUUCCCUCUGUUACUGAUCCAGACAAAAGACAUUCUCACUUUAGAAAAUGAAAAAAGAACCAUGUAUCAUUUCUCUUCCUCCUGACAGGUUACAAAUUGCAUUUUUGGGGACAUAGUGAGAAAUUGGGAUUUUACCGGAGCUGAAUUUAAUAGCACAGUGAUUGAACUGCACAUACUCCCAUUUUCCCCUGGUGCUGUAAUGGAUGCAUCUCACUGAGCAUCAGUGUUCUUUCACCAAUGACAGUACAGGCCUGAGACAGGCUGUCCUGCACACUGCUCAGGCAGCAGUGGAGGAAGAGCACAGGGUGUGUGUUGUUUGGUGAUAGACAUCCAUUGCUAUUUCUGAAGACAUACAGGGUAAUUAGACAUCACUGUUUGUUUCUGUUCUUUAAGUCUCCUUACUAGACAUUCCAUUUUUUAAAUAUCUUUUUAAAAGUAGCCAUCAAAGUAGGCAAACAUCUGGGCUAUUUUCAAAGGCCUUUCCUGCCAUUCCAAGCUUAUUGCCUGUUUUUGCACAUAAUAAAAUGCUAAAUUAAACUCCUGGUAUUACGGGAUCAAAAAAAGUGGACUGCUCAGAUUAUCUGAGUGACUAAAGUGGCAGUUUAGUUCUUUAUCGUAUUGUCUUAUGACUUUCACUCCGUAUUUGAGCAAGACACAAAAUUGUAGUUUUAGAUAAGAGAACAAUCGUCACAUACAGUAAAAAAUAAUAGUGACCCACAUUGAGACAGGGAGACUCUAACUUUGAGGACAUUCAGCAGUACAUCAUUUCAAAUUCAUGAAUGUAUUUUUUCUCUUCUUAGUAUUCACAGCACCACUGAUCAGUUAAGUGGGAUUUUGUUGCAUGCACUUUUGAAGCGAAUGGCGUAACGCAGACUGUAGCUCCAUCUCAGUGCAGCCCUUUGACUUUAAAAACACAUUUCCACUUCAGAGAAGGGAUCUGGAGUCUCUACAAAGAAAUUCAGAGCAGAGAUCCGUAAGUCCACGUGUGAAAAUGAAGCCUUGUGGAUUCCUCCACCUGAUACCUCCUGAGUUUUAGGAGGGAAAGCCUUCAUUUCAAACUCUGGGGCGGGAGGGGGGAGGUGGUGGAAGAACAGGUGGUUGGAAAAGGUCUUGGUUGAAUAAACACCCUGUUGCAUUCUCUGAUAUUUUAAUCAAAAUUAUUCAAUGUUCCCAUUCUCAUGUUCUCCUUCUCAAAAUUCCAGAAAAAUCUAUGUGAUAUUAUAUAUGUAUUGUACUGUAUUAUAUAAUUAUUAUAAUCUAUAUAAUAUUUUCUGAUUUUUUUUUUAGCCAAACAAUAGAAACAUUCCAACAGAACAGAGAGAAGGUUGUUUAUAGGGUAACAUCCUGAGCAUGUGAUGAGUGCUGGCCAGAGCUGGAACUUUGAUAGUGGUCUUAUAAAGUCUGUCCCCACUUGGUAUAAAAUGAAGUGUCUGUAAUACAGUUUAUAGAUUGCUUGGACAAAUAGGGCAAUAUUUUAUGUUUUUAAUUAUUUGGAGAUGUUUAAAGCUUGAUUUGCUUUUAUACUAUACUGUAUGUGCCUACAUUUUUCUUCUCAUUUCAAUUGUAUUUUCAUUGUUACACGAUGGGGGUGUGUUAAUGGUCAAAUUAAGAAAGUAUUCCUCUGAAUAUUCAUGUAAUAUAAACCAAUAUUAUCUAUAUUGAAUGGAAGAUAUAUUAUAUGAUAGUCCACAUUGUGGGUGCACAGUUGGUAGACUUGCAUUGGAUCCAUUCUGCAUGGCUGGACUGAGGCUUUGACUGGAUAAGUUCCACAGGUCAAAGUUGUACAGUACAGUAGUUCCAGUUCAAUGCCUGGAAGAUGCAGCAGCAGUAGUUUUUGAACAUGAUCUGUUAAGAACAGUUUCUUGGGACAGGAUAUUAGCAGCAACCUAAACUGCCUUUAAAAAGCAGAUACUGCAGAUUUUACUUAUCUUUAGGAAGUCUUAAUACUUUCCUUUUUUUCCGUUCCUUCAAAUGCAGAUGCCAUUUUUGGGGGGCUUUUCUUUACUGUUGAUGUACAGUAGAGCUGUGGUGUUCUGUGUUUCAGUGGAAGGAAGGGGUGAAACUCCUGGGUUCUCAUUCAAAAGAAUAGUACAUUUCUGAAGGAAAUUUCUUCUGCUCAACAACCUGAAACGACAAUGGCGGACGAGGGGGACAGAUUUCAGUUCCCUGUUGCCCUUGGCAUGAACGAGCCCCCACUGUAAACAUUGCUCCACCCAGACUGCGAUAUAAGUAAACAGGAUUCCUACAUUCCUUCAUUCAAACCUGUGAACUGCAUUCCUGCUGGAAGUGUGCAUGUCUGUUCUAGAAUCCUUUGUGUCCAUCUGUUGGGGGUGACAAACUGCUUUGAACCCGUGUUUUGACCUUCUGUUGCCUUAAUGGAGAGUAGGAUAUUACAAAUCACAGGGCACUGUCUUUGUCACCCCAGAGUUCCGACAGACAGACAAGCAUGAGCUUCCAGCUCCCCCAUUCUGGUCCCAGGCCCUCCUGUGUGAUGUUCUCACCCUGUGUGUGGUAUUUAAGUGAAAUGUUUUAUAUAUUUGUUUUUCGAAAGGGAAAAAUAUUUAUUUAAAUAUAUGACUUUAUUAUUUAGCAACUUUGAUUUUUUUAAAAUAGUUUACUGCAUGCCUUGUUUAUUCUCCAUUCAAUCUGCUUUUCUGUGCACUUUUUUAUAUUAAAAUAUUGGAA
Lepisosteus oculatus (spotted gar) is the source of this 5879-nucleotide messenger RNA. RefSeq names its product kelch-like family member 5 (gene klhl5). Gene Ontology annotation, molecular function: protein binding. The record is from RefSeq and is a predicted model, not a curated record. NCBI's taxonomy places the organism in Eukaryota, Metazoa, Chordata, Actinopteri, Semionotiformes, Lepisosteidae.